Molecule: messenger RNA, 1851 nt
Organism: Papilio xuthus (Asian swallowtail)
Lineage: Eukaryota; Metazoa; Arthropoda; Insecta; Lepidoptera; Papilionidae
Product: sodium/hydrogen exchanger 9B1
Exons: 11
Coding region: 235-1785 (516 amino acids)
Source: RefSeq, a predicted model, not a curated record
GAUUUGGAUCGUGACGUCACGCUCUUCUUAAUAUUUCAUGGCGCCUGUGGCCCUGAGCUACACCGACCGUUGAUCAUUUUAUUCAAAGGAUUUAGUUACUCCAGACGACAGCUCUGCCUGUAUAUUAUGUGUCAUUUGUUAAGUCAACAUAAAGUAGUUGUUUUUAUUAUAUUUAUAUAUUUUUAACGUUUUAUUUGUGUUAGUGCAAUUUAUAUUAAAUGUGUUUUAUUUAAAAUGAAUGAAUGUCAGUGUGCUGAAAAAAUUGAUAAACGCAUUGACACUGAGCACCACCAGAAGGAAGUGAAUACGUCUUCUCCUCCGAUUUCGAAUACCAAAGUGGAAAAAGUUUUCAUAGAAAAUAAUCGUGUGAGGAAACGGUCGUGGUUUACAACAAUCAAGUUAGACUCUAUUCACUACUUAACUCUUGGUGUUAUAGGAAUUUUAACUUGGGGUCUAUUAUGGUGUGCGUUCGACGACGAUUGGGGCUGGGACGGCAAGUGGUUCCGGCUAGGCGCUGUGGCGACGGUGGCGUGGGCGAGCGGCCUGGUGCUGCAGGAGCUCACCACGCUACCACCGCUCCUCGCCGCGCUCCUCACCGGCAUCUUCGCCCGACACUUCGGCUUUCUCGACAUGCGACAUUAUUCUCACAUUGACGCAUUUUUACGAAAAAUAUAUCCAGUAAUAAUUCUGGGCAAGGGAUCUUUAGCUUGGGACAUGGAUUACAUGAAAAACAACUGGAAGCAAGUUGUCUCUCUGGGCACUCUGCCGUGGUCGGCUGAGGUAGUUGUCAUGGCGUUGUGUUCUCACUACUUCUUAGGAUUUCCUUGGUUAUGGGGAUUCCUGCUGGGAUCAGUGUAUGCGUCAGUAUCUUGUCCGGUGAUAAUGCCACUGAUACAGCGGCAUGGUACCAAGCCGGACAGGAGUCAGAACUGGCCCCAGCUAGUCUGCACAGCCGGAGGCACUGAUACUGCCCUUAGCGUCGGAGUCUUCGGACUCAUAUUCAGCUUUAUGUUCUCUAACGCCAGUGACCUCUAUCGAUAUAUCAAGGCGGGGCUGGCGCUGUUGGCGGGUGCGGCUCUCGGCGGCGGCUGGGGCGCGCUGGCGCGGCUCCUGCCUCACGCCCGGGACGCAUACGUCACAGAGCUAAGGAUACUGUUCGUGCUCGUCGGCGGAUUGUUCGCUAACUUUUUUACGGCCGCACUAGGCUGGGGAGGCACGGGCGGCAUCGCAGUUCUGGCGUGCAACGCGACAGCUGCACGGCAAUGGGCGCGGAAGGGAUGGAAAUUGAAUCACAACCCGGCAGCCACGGCGUACCGAGUUCUCUGGUCUGCUUGCGAACCUGUUCUCUUCGCCUACACUGGUACAUUUUUUGUGAUACACAGUUCGGUGACGGACACAAUGUUACUGGGACUCGGAAUUCUUCUCAUAACACUUACGACGCGAUUGCUCAUCGCUGCUCUUGUAUGUUGGAACCUUUCCAUAAAGGAGAAACUUUUUAUAUGCUGUGCCUGGAUACCUAAAUCUAUUGUCGAGGCAGUUCUUUGUCCAUUAGCCAUCGAUACGUUGAUAAUGAAAGACUCGGACGACGACCACCAAAUGAAGUACGCCGAAGAUUUGAUGAGGCUAGUUGUUCAGGCUAUACUGAUCACGACUCCGAUCGGCUAUCUACUCACGAAUCAUUUGGGACCAGUAUUAUUAAAAUCAAAAUCAAAAACCGAUAAAGACUUGGAAUCUCACAAGCGAACAUCAAGAGACACAUCUAUUAUCGAAGAUAUUAAAUUAUAACUUAAGUAAACAAAUCUAUUUAAAUAAAUUUAUAGAAACAAACUCUAGGGACCAAAGAUAUACGUA